UUGGAUUAAGUUUAUCUAAUCCAAGAUAAAAUAUUCAUAUGAUUCAGAUAUUUUAUUUUUUGCAAUUUCAAAAAAUAUAUCCUUUAAUAAAAAAAAGGAAAAAACAUUUUAUUCUGUAGGCUACCGAAGCCACAGAUUUGGAUUGGAAUGGUAAAGGACGAAUAAUUGCGCGGGCCCCGCAACACCACCUAACCUCGCCUGCUCCAAAAAUAUUACCCGCCAUAGCAACCCUCUGAAUCUAGAACCUACAACUUGGCGCCAAGAUUCAAAUUCCAAAAUAAAACCUAAAUGAGUCUUGGAGGGGAGGAGGGAAAGAAACCCAAGAUUUCUUUAUUUAUUUAAAAAAAUCCAACUACCCUCGUCGCCUUUCCUCCACCUCCCUAUAUAAGAAGGCGUUCAUUCUCGUAUUUCUUUCUGUACUCAAAACCUGUCUGAUUAAAGUCUUGAAAGAAGCAAAAAUGUAUGUGGUGAAGAGAGAUGGGAGGCAAGAGAGUGUCCACUUCGACAAGAUCACUGCUAGACUGAAGAAGCUUAGCUAUGGCCUUAGCAUUGACCACUGCGACCCAGUCUUGGUGUCUCAGAAGGUCUGUGCUGGUGUCUACAAAGGUGUCACCACUAGCCAGCUUGAUGAAUUGGCUGCUGAGACUGCCGCUGCUAUGACUGCCAAUCAUCCUGAUUAUGCCUCUUUGGCGGCCAGGAUUGUUGUUUCAAACCUGCAUAAGAACACUCAGAAAUCAUUUUCUGAGACGAUCAAAAUUAUGUAUAACCAUUUUAAUGAUAAAUCUGGACUGAAGGCUGCUUUGAUUGCUGAUGAUGUUUAUGAAAUAAUCAUGAAGAAUUCUGCUCGCUUGGACUCUGAGAUCAUCUAUGAUCGGGACUUUGACUAUGAUUACUUUGGCUUCAAGACGCUUGAAAGAUCCUACCUCCUGAAGGUCCAAGGAAAGGUUGUGGAAAGGCCUCAGCACAUGCUGAUGAGGGUUGCUGUUGGAAUUCACAAAGAUGAUAUUGAUUCAGCUAUCAAAACGUACCAUUUGAUGUCUCAGCGAUGGUUCACUCAUGCUUCUCCCACCCUUUUCAAUGCUGGAACACCAAGACCUCAAUUGAGCAGCUGCUUCUUGGUGUGCAUGAAAGAUGAUAGUAUUGAAGGAAUAUAUGAUACAUUGAAGGAGUGUGCUAUUAUCAGUAAAUCAGCAGGAGGAAUCGGUGUAUCUGCCCACAACAUCCGUGCCACUGGAAGUUAUAUUCGUGGGACAAAUGGGACAUCUAAUGGCGUUGUUCCAAUGUUGAGGGUGUUCAAUGAUACUGCCCGCUAUGUUGAUCAAGGAGGAGGCAAGAGGAAAGGUGCUUUUGCUGUGUAUUUGGAGCCAUGGCAUGCUGAUGUAUUUGAGUUUCUGGAUCUUAGGAAAAACCAUGGAAAGGAAGAAAACCGUGCUCGAGAUUUAUUCUAUGCUCUGUGGGUUCCUGAUCUCUUUAUGGAGAGAGUUCAAAGCAACGGGCAAUGGUCAUUGUUUUGCCCUAAUGAAGCUCCAGGUUUGGCAGAUUGUUGGGGCAAAGAGUUUGAGGAACUAUACACCCGAUAUGAAAGAAAUGGCAAAGCCAAGAAGGUUGUCCAGGCACAAAACCUCUGGUUUGAGAUCUUGAAAUCGCAGAUAGAGACUGGGACCCCCUAUAUGCUUUUCAAGGAUACUUGCAAUAGGAAAAGCAACCAACAAAACCUGGGUACCAUAAAAUCUUCAAAUUUGUGCACUGAGAUAAUUGAAUACACAAGCCCAACGGAAACUGCUGUCUGCAAUCUGGCUUCAAUUGCUCUACCACGAUUUGUGAGAGAGAUGGGAGUUCCUGUCGAGUCUCAUCCAUCUAAACUUGUUGGGAGUAGAGGUUUCAAGAAUAGAUAUUUUGACUUUGAGAAACUAGCUGAGGUUACAGGAGUGGUUACAUCCAAUCUUAACAAAAUAAUUGAUGUCAAUUACUACCCAGUUGAAACUGCUAGGAGGUCAAAUUUCCGACAUAGACCCAUUGGCAUUGGAGUCCAAGGUCUUGCAGACACCUUCAUCCUGCUCGGAAUGUCAUUUGACUCACCAGAGGCUCAAAAGCUGAAUAAGGACAUAUUUGAAACGAUUUAUUACCAUGCCCUUAAAGCAUCUUCUGAGGUUGCUGCAAGAGAAGGUCCCUAUGAAACAUAUGAAGGAAGUCCUGUGAGCAAGGGAAUUCUGCAGCCGGACAUGUGGGGUGUAACUCCUUCAAAUCUGUUGUGGGACUGGGAUGCCUUAAGGAAAAUGAUAUCUAAGAAUGGGGUUAGAAAUUCACUUCUUUUGGCACCAAUGCCAACAGCUUCAACCAGCCAGAUUCUUGGAAACAACGAGUGCUUUGAGCCAUAUACUUCAAACAUUUAUAGCCGUAGAGUUCUAAGUGGUGAAUUUGUUGUGGUCAACAAACAUCUUCUUCAUGACUUGACUGAGAUGGGCCUCUGGUCUCCUGCUCUGAAGAACAAAAUAAUUUGUGAAGAUGGCUCUGUCCAGAACAUUCCAGAAAUCCCUAAUGAUCUGAAGUUUAUAUACAAGACUGUUUGGGAGAUCAAGCAAAAGACAUUGGUUGAUAUGGCUGUUGAUCGAGGAUGCUACAUAGAUCAGAGUCAAAGUCUUAAUAUACAUAUGGACCAACCCAAUUUCGGAAAACUAACUGCCCUACACUUUUAUGCAUGGUCAAAGGGUCUAAAGACAGGGAUGUAUUAUCUACGAUCACGUGCUGCAGCUGAUGCCAUCAAGUUCACUGUUGAUACUUCUGUUCUUCAAGAUAAGAAGCAGAAAGCGGAUGGCGCUGCUGGUGGUGUUGAUGAUGAUGAUACCAAAAUGGCUCAAAUGGUUUGCUCCCUUGCAAACCGUGAUGAUUGCUUGGCCUGUGGAAGUUGAGGGUUUGAUUUAGGAGCCAGAAGAGAUGUGAUUUUGGUUCAGGUUCUUCUUGAUGCUGGAGGACUUGAAAGGAUUCUGAUAUGGUGGCUGGGCAAUCGCUGUUAGGUGUUUCUUUCAGAGGGGUUUUAUUUAUGGGUUAAAUCCAAUCCAGUACAAUUAUAUAGGUAUAUAUAUACAUGUUACUUUCAAUGUCUUUAUAGGUUAAUCCUGCUACUGCAACCGGUUAUACUCAGGGAUUCGGUGGCUGAAACUGCACUUCAAAUUGCAAUCGCGAAUGGAAAUGCCAUAUUCCAAUAAAAAAAAAAUUCAAGUUUUU
Molecule: messenger RNA, 3225 nt
Organism: Populus euphratica (Euphrates poplar)
Lineage: Eukaryota; Viridiplantae; Streptophyta; Magnoliopsida; Malpighiales; Salicaceae
Product: ribonucleoside-diphosphate reductase large subunit-like
Exons: 17
Coding region: 459-2909 (816 amino acids)
Biological process (GO): deoxyribonucleotide biosynthetic process
Cellular component (GO): ribonucleoside-diphosphate reductase complex
Molecular function (GO): ATP binding; ribonucleoside-diphosphate reductase activity, thioredoxin disulfide as acceptor
Source: RefSeq, a predicted model, not a curated record